UAGAGUAAAGUAAGUAGGACCAAAAGAACAAUUUACAUGAUGACCAUAAUAACAUACAUGAAAACAACACUGAAAGACUGCAGAAUUCAAAAUAAUGCAAGGACUGGUUGGAACUACACAAGACUUGAUGGUAAGACAUGCAUCCUACCUGUAUCAAAGAGGAAGGGGACAGUAAAUGAGGAAUAAGACAUAUUUUCUGACAUGGCCAAUGUAUUGAUUUGCUUUGCUUGACUACUUUUACACGGGAGGUUAUAUUGUUGGGUAUGUAUGGGGGAAUUUGCUGGGAAGUGACAGUGAUGUUAAAAAAGCAUUAACAAAACAUUUUUAAAAGAAAAAGAAAUAAACACAUUGAUGGGGUUCAUAAGUUGCUCAAUUCAGUUAAAUUCAAUGAGCAGUUAUCAGGAGCCUACUAUGUGCUAAGCACUAUACCAGGAACUGAGGAUAUAGAGACAAAGAAAUAGUCUCAUUUGUCAAGUAAAUACAAAACACAGAAUUUCAGAGAAGGUGAAACAAAAUAUUAAUGAAGCUUUGAGCAGAUGCUGAUCCAUUACAGGCUUUCAACUUUGGGCAGUUUUUAAAGGACCGAUGAAUAAAGUAUUUGUAGAAUGCAAUGCUACAUUGUGAGGGCUUAUCUAGUAUCUUUGUGUCUGUUUUUUCAAGCCCUAGAAUUGCAGUUAUCCCAGCAGAGUUUUCCUUUUAUCCUAUUUCCUACUUUGUGAUUAAUCAGCAAGAUUUUGUUUUGGAUGUGGCUUUUAAAGAGCAGAGCAAUUGUUUUCAGUUAACCUGUAUUCUUGGAAGGUAUCAUUGAAAUAGAGAUUAUUGAUCUUGGUGACUGUCAGAUUAAACAGCACCAUGGCUGUCGUGGCUUUCAGAAAAUUAGUGCACAAUUAGGGGAGGAUUGGAUAUUUACUGAGGAUUGUUAGGGGUUUACAUGUUUACUAAUGUGAUGAAGGUAUUGAAAGAACCUUACGUAAUAAUGCUGUGAACAAAAUGAGGACAGUUGAGGUACUUAAACCCAAGGUUUAAAAAGAGGAAUGAAAGGCAAUAUCUAUAUUACAGAAACUGCCUGAUGGGGCAUGUUCCAGAAACCUUGAGAUAAUUACGGUGGGGAAGAUUUAGAAACUGGUUCUUAAGUCACUUAAAGGGUACAAGGAGAUGGUGAAGAGAUUUAAAAUGGCCCUGGAGAGAGAGAGAUGGACUGAAGAUGAAGAGAAGGAUGUGCUAGUAGGGAAAGAGCAUCUUGCCGCUCAACUCAACAACUAUGAGUAAUUGUUAGGGAUGGAAAACAGACUAUUGGCCUGCCAGGAUAGAUACAAGGGACCUAAUAUGCAGUUAUGGCCCUUUUCGGAGGGGCAUCGCUGACCACCAAAUGAGGUACACCUCGAGUCCUGGUUAAGAAACAGCACAAUUGAUGCAGACAACUGCAGAAAAAUGGAGAAAGAAAAUAAGGACCCAUGGAGAGCCUUUAAGAAAGAAUACUGAGUUUAAAGUCAGAGAGCCUGUGCUUGGAUCCUUGUUCUAUCACUUACUACCUGAUGACUUUGGGGAAGUCACUUGACUAUCUGAGCCUGAGUUUCUGUAUUUGUAAAACUAGGAGGUCUAGAUGACCACUAAGAUUUCUUACAGCUCUGAGCCUAUGAUCAAUUGACCCUAUGAUUUAAUAGCUUCAGCUCAAUGGGACCUUAGAGAUCACUAGUUCAACCCCCUCAUAAGGAAGAAGAAAAAUAAGGAGGAAGAAAAGUGAUUUGCUCGAGAUCACACAUUAAGGGGCAGAGUCCACAUUUGAACCCAGGUCCAACACUGUAGCUGCGUCUUUCACAUGGAGGAGAGAAGUGGACAUUUGAACCUAGCCUUUGGGAGAGGAACUGUCAGGAAAGGGGGUCCGUGCAUUUCAGCAGCCAUGAUUUGGAUCCAGCUCCUCACCAUACUUGAAGCCCUUCAGGAUAAACCAGGAAGCAGACAGCCUGGGGGUGUGGGAAGGGAGCAGAGACAUAGCUCCACCUUCCAUCUGGCCUGUGGUAACCUGAGCUCCUACUCUCAAGUGACACUUAAUAAUUGAAGGUGAGUGGCUGCCUCUCCCCUGGAGCAUCUGUCUGUGCCCUUCAUCUCCAUUUCCCCCAGCCUGGGGCUUCUCCACUCCUGUCCUAUUGCCUGUGCCAGCCUGUGUCUCCAGAUCAGGUAAGAAGGAGCUUUAGGAAGCCUCCAACCCCAAGACCACAAAGUUAUAUAGUGAUAGAGCUAGGAGUAAGAAUGUAGGAUUCCUAACUUAUUUUUUUCAACCUCUGGGAGUGGAAAAUGGCGUUUCUCAAAGUUCCCAAAUUUGGGAAGGAGUCACUUAUUUAGCAAAUCUAGAAAUAUAACGAAAAGAGUUCUGUGUUAGGAGUCAGUAGUCUUAGGUUCCAGGCCUGGCUCAAUGUGUGACCUUGGGGUGAGUCCCUAACCCUAAAUGCUAAAAAAGAAUAUUUACUAACAGCCAGGUGCCUUACUAGGGAGGCUGGCACAUAAGAGAUUCCACAAGUUGGACCAGUCCAGAGGAACUCUGAGGUCCUUUCUGUUAUUCUGUGGCUCUAGUUCCUACUGGCAACUGAUAAGUUGCCCUUAUCUCUCCUAUCCUUUCCCUCCUGCAGGAUCCUGAGGGAACAAGAACAUGUCUCCUGCCAUUGCUCUUGCCUUCCUGCCACUAGUAGUGACCCUGCUGGCCAGAUACCGCCAUUACUUCCGGCUACUGGUCCGGGCUGUGUUAUUUCGGGGGAUUCGUGAUUGCUUGACCGGACUACGGCCUGAGGAGCGUGCCUUCAGCUAUGUGCUGACCAAUGCCCUCCCUGGAGACCCUGGCCACAUCCUCGCCACCUUCGACCACUGGAGCAGCCACUGUGAAUACCUGGCCCAUCUGGGGCCUCUCAAAGGUCAGAUCCUGACCCGCCUAGUAACACAACAGGCCCCAGAGUGUGUGCUAGAGCUGGGUACCCGCUGUGGCUAUGCUACCUUGCUCAUCGCUCAGGCCCUGCCUCCAGGCAGCCGGCUUGUUACUGUUGAAAUGGACCCGCGGACAGCAACUGUGGCAGAAAAAGUCAUCCGGCUGGCAGGCUUUGAUGAGUGCAAGGUGGAGCUGAUUGUGGGGCGCUCUGAGGAGGUGAUCCCCCGCCUAAAGGUCCAACACAGACUACAUCAGGCUGGACUGGUGCUUCUGGGGCACCGGCCUCGCUGCUACCUGCGGGACCUGCAACUCCUGGAAGCCCAUGCCCUGCUGCCUGCUGGUGCCACUGUGCUGGCAGAUCAUGUGCUCUUCCCUGGAGCACCACGCUUCCUGCAGUACACUAAGGCCUGUGGUAGAUACCACUGUCGCCUCCACCACACUGGACUCCAAUACUUCCCUGCCAUCCGUGAUGGUGUGGCCCAACUCACUUACUUGGGGCCAGGCUGAGGAAGGUCCAUCUUGUUAGGAUCAUAGGAUGGAGAGCUGCAAAGGACCCCACAGUCUAUAUAGUUCAAACUCUCAUUUACAGAGGAGAAACCUGAGGCCAAGAUCAUAUAUAUAAGUAGCAGACUGGGAUCUGCACCCAAGUUUUCAGACUCCAAAUCCAGCCCUCUGCUUACUCUAGCAUGCUACCUUCUGCCACAUGGUACGGUAGAAAGUGCAUUGCUUGCUACAGGAGAUUCUGGGAGAGAGACUGAGGACCAUAAAUGGCAACUGAUAAGGCUCUCUCACCAUUCUCUCUGCUUCUCCUCCUUUGUCCAGUCAGGGUCUCCUGUCCCACACCUACCUGGCCCCACUAAGGCCUGGGCUCAACUUUGCCCCAUGGCCCUCAUAGGGGUUGGGAGGCAGGAAGGAAAGAGGCCAGGAGGAGGGGAAAUCAAAGUAGAAAGAGCAUCAGUGUAAAGAAAGAAAACUGGACUUGGAGUGAAGAGAUCCAGGUUUGAGUCCCACCUCUAAGCUGGGUGACCUUAAACAAGUCACUUCACUCUCUGAGCCUGUUUGCAUAUCUUUAAAAUGGAAUAAUACCUCUGCCACAGGGUUGAUGUGAGCAAAGUGUUUGUAAACUCUGAAGCACUAUGGAAAUGGAAGCUAUUAUUAACUUCCUUCUCCCGAGUCAGUCCCUAGCUUACUUGCCUGGAGACUCACUGAGGUGCCCAUAUUCCUGCCUCUCUCCCAAACAGGCAGGGGUAGAAGUUUGGAAAGCCAUGUCAGGAAGAGCACAGAAUCAAUUUGUGGGGCUGUCUUCCACACUCAUGGACCUUUCCACCCAUUCCUUCUCUUUUCCCAAGUCCAAGAAUCCUCAUUCCCCUUCUCCAGCCCUUGGGCCUCCAAGACUUACACUCUUCUCUUCUGGCACUUACAGGGUCUUAUGGAAAGGAGAGAGUAAAGGAAAAGGGGAUACAGAGUUUGUAGAAUGGAAAGAAUGCUGGACCUGAGGGUCAUAGGGUUAUAGAAUGUUAGAGCUAGGUUUACAGGACAAAACCGCAGGUCAGAGAUAGUAGCUGAUCUGUCCAAGGUCACAUAGCUAAUAUGUAGCAGAACCCAGGUCUUCUGAUUCAUGGUCGAGUCUUUGUGCUACACCACAUGCCAUCACAACAAGCUUCCUCACAAGUCAGAAGCCCUUGUCUGAGUUUUACUUAUUAGCUGAAUGACCAUGGACUUGGACUCCCCUUCACUGAGACUUAUUUCCUCAUCUGGAACACAGAGAUAACAAUACUUGCACUAAAUAAUUCUGACUCCAGUACUUUUUACAUGCUAAGCCACUACAGAAAUGUAAGCUAUUUUUAGUUCCCUUUCCCCUAUCUGUCCCCAGCAUAAAUGUCUAAGCCCUUCUACUAGGCAAGAGCACUUAUGUGGUACAAAGGGAGAUACACCUAUCCUUGCCUAAAACCCAUGCUGCAAAAGGAGAUCUGGCCCUGAAUCCCUAAGGUUAAUAAUCCUUUCUUAACUCAUAUAAGGCCCCAAGUCCUGGGACUUUUAGGGCCUGCUCUCAGUCUCUGGCAAGAUCUCUAUGUUCUCCUUAAUAACUCACAUUUUUCUAGUAACAUAAGGUUUUGCAAAGCACUCUCCUAUACCAGGCUGUGAGGUAGGUACUAUUAUUAUCCCCAUUUUACAGAAACUAAGACGACCAAGGCCCAUAGUCACAAAACUAUGAAUACUGGAACUGAGAUGCAAUUCAAUUCAGUUAGCACUGAGCACCUCCUCCACGUCAGGCACUAUGCUGGGUGCUGUGGAUACAAGACAAAAAUGAGCCCAGGACUCUCUGGAUACCAAGUGGAGUGCCCUUUCCACUAGGUCAUCCUGUCCAGAAG
Messenger RNA from Phascolarctos cinereus (koala), 5289 nucleotides. RefSeq names its product transmembrane O-methyltransferase (gene TOMT). Lineage: Eukaryota; Metazoa; Chordata; Mammalia; Diprotodontia; Phascolarctidae. The record is from RefSeq and is a predicted model, not a curated record. Gene Ontology annotation, biological process: dopamine metabolic process; developmental process; catecholamine catabolic process. Gene Ontology annotation, molecular function: catechol O-methyltransferase activity.